AUGGAUUUCUUUGUUGAUGCCAUCAUUAAUGCGGCGGCUGUGCACGUCAGUAUGCUAACCAUAGGCCGUGUUUUAUUGGGCAUUGGCGUUGGCUUUGUUAACCAGUAUAUCUUUGUUUUGAUUCUAUUAAUUACGCAGUCCGCGCCUCUUUAUCUAUCGGAGAUGUCUCCAUAUAAUUGGCGUGGCACAUUUAAUGUUUGCUUUCAAUUGAUAAUCACAAUUGGAAUAUUGACAGCCAACCUAUUCAACUAUAUCUUUGCUAAGAUUGAGGGUGGCUGGGGAUGGGGCUCAGCCUGGGAUUGGCUGGCGUUCCUGCUGUCAUCAUCAUUGUUGCAUCUUUUUUCCUCUACGAUACCCCAAACUCUUGUGGAUAGGGGAAAGGAAGAGGAAGCAAAAGCACUACUCAAGCGCAUUCGUGAAGUUGAAAUCGUUGAUGCUGAAUUCAAUGAUAUUCUUGCAGCCAAGAAUGAAGCAAGACUAAUGCAGAAUCCAUGGCAAAAUCUCUUCAAGAGGCGGUGCUAUCGUCCUCAGUUGGUUAUGUCCAUCUUGAUCCCUUUCUUUCAACAACUUACUGGAAUCAACGUGGUUAUGUUCUAUGCCCCUGUGCUCUUUAAAACCAUUGGAUUUGGAAGCGAUGCUUCUCUAAUGUCAGCUGCUAUUACCAGCAUCAUAAAUGCCUUGGCGACUGGUGUAUCUAUUGCAUUUGCUGAUAAGUGGGGCUGAACAACUCUAUUUCCUGAAGGAGGUGUCCAAAUGCUCAUCUCUCAGGUAAUACAUUAGCAUAUUUCUAAUACACUUGCAGUCAUAUUAUCUAUA
Molecule: messenger RNA, 816 nt
Organism: Olea europaea var. sylvestris
Lineage: Eukaryota; Viridiplantae; Streptophyta; Magnoliopsida; Lamiales; Oleaceae
Product: sugar carrier protein C-like
Exons: 2
Coding region: 1-723 (240 amino acids)
Biological process (GO): transmembrane transport
Cellular component (GO): membrane
Molecular function (GO): carbohydrate transmembrane transporter activity
Source: RefSeq, a predicted model, not a curated record